CAUCUCUCUCUCUCUGUCGGCUGUCUCUGCAAGAAAGGAAAAAGAAGACUCCAUCUCCAUUGAUAAGCUGAGAAAGAAGAAGGAGAAACAAGAAGCAUCAAGGUUUCCAAAAUCCUGAGCACAAAACAAUCAGUCUACUUGAACAUCCGGAAGGUAUUGUAAAGAAAGUUCGGCGUUGGAAUGUUGAAGUUAGUGAGUUAAUCGUCGGAAUCAUGUUCAUCGACAUACCCGAAAUUCUGGACAGCAACUAUCCCUUGACUUCAGGUCUGAUUUACGCUAUCUUACGUCUGUUAAAACGAAGAACUUUCUAUACGAAAAAUGUAGCCUUACAUCUUAGGAAUCCACAGAAUCAAACGGUUUGCGAUUUCGUGAAGAAACGAUGGAGAUAUGCCCAAAAUACAGAAGGUUGUCCGAUUGUGACGGAAAUGACAAAGUUGGCAAAUUUCGAUGUUGUUUCCACUCCCGCUCAUCCGUAAGGUUUCGGCCGAUGAUUUCCAGGUCUGUACCUUUGCGUUAGACUUGUCGAAUCAUUCAUCACAUACAUACAUGAACAUAUAUGUUAAUCCAUAUGUUGAAAUCAUCCCAAAAUAUAUAUAUAAUACAUAUAUUAGUCAUCUUUGUGUUAAGACCAAAAUAUACCAAAUCCAUAAAGUUAAUAUAUAUGUACAUAAGUAUAUAUAAACAUUUGAGAUCAACCCAAAAAUAUGUAUAUAUUAAUCAAAGGUGUUUAAAAGACUUAAAGAAGUAUUUUUGGACACUCAAAAUAUCAAGAGUAAGAUUCGCAGACCCAAACGGUCGACGCAAACGGUCGACCGUCGCGUUAAACAUCAAAACGGACCACGACUGUCAGCAAAACGGUCGACCGCUGGUGGCUGACGGUCGAUCGCCGCCGUCCAGCCGAAGUCCGCCAUCCGCAGCCAGUCAACAACGGCCGACCGCCGGUCAACCGCGGUCGACCGUCACGGUGAUCCGCCAAAUCCGAACUGUUGAAGAUCAAGGUCGACCGUUCCGCCAAACGGUUGACCGUUCCGAGCCCCGUAGUUUAAUUAAAUGAUAUUUUUAUCAGAUUUCAUCCAAAUAAAAUAAAGUAUAUUUAUCCAAUCAUGUUGUUUACAAAUUGUUCAUAUCAUGUGAUUCAUUUCAUCAUCCAUAUUGAAACAUAUCACAUCAUGUGCAUGCGCAAGAGAUCGGGCGGAAGUGUGUCUCUUGUAGUUGUGAUUGUGCGGGACUUAGCAGUCCGACAUCACGGACCGGGCUUAGUGUACGUACAUGGUACUUAGGUUUUCGAGUACCACCCCUAUUUCUGCGUGAGUUCGUCGUACCAAAUGGGCGAAUCUCAUAGCUCAAGGCUCGUCCUUGCGACUUAGAAUCAUACAGCAUGAAGUCAUCAUCAAGUAAAAUCAUCAUGACUAUGUGUGACAUCAAUUACGCAUCAUGUUAUCAUCAUCAAGUACAUCGAUUACAUAGAUGUCAUGUAAUCAUCAUCAAGAACAAGUAUAUUGAUUAUAUGAGUAUCAUGUAAUCAUCCUCACAAGCAAAUUGAUUAAUUGUGCCAUCAUGUAAUUAUUAUUGAAUAUUUAUCAUCAUGAAUCAGCAAAUUGACCAUAUGAUAUAAUGUGCCAUAUCAUGAAUAUUAUUAUACAUUUGUGGACGUAUAUAUAUGUAUAUGUAUACGUCUGUGAAUCAUUCUACAAUUCUAGCGUGGUACCACUCAGCGGUUUCGCUGAGCGUGUAGUUUGUAUUUUUCGUUGACUACACGUAGGUAACAAGAAGACAAUGAUGGAACCAUUCCCGGAUGGCAUUGAGUCAGAGGAGAUGCAAGGAUAGCAGGCAAAUGUCUGAUCAACAUAUUUUAAAAUAUGUCAUGAUUUGAUUAUUAUUGUACUUCCGCAUUACUCUGAAAAUAUUUUUAAAUGGGUCGCGAUCCAGAGUCUGUAAAUUUAAUAUUUAUAAUAAAUUGUCAUUUUCAAAUGUCAAGCGAAAUUUUUAUUUAUCCCUCGUUUCACCUUAAUUCGUGUAAUUCCGGGUUAUACGGAUUGAGGUGUUACAAAUAACUACUGCUGCUUCAU
Messenger RNA from Cuscuta campestris, 2069 nucleotides. NCBI's taxonomy places the organism in Eukaryota, Viridiplantae, Streptophyta, Magnoliopsida, Solanales, Convolvulaceae. The record is from the annotation of a GenBank genome assembly.